Acomys russatus (golden spiny mouse) is the source of this 1618-nucleotide messenger RNA. It is a transcript of the gene Shisa3, whose product is annotated as shisa family member 3. The record is from RefSeq and is a predicted model, not a curated record. The transcript has 2 exons. NCBI's taxonomy places the organism in Eukaryota, Metazoa, Chordata, Mammalia, Rodentia, Muridae. The coding region runs from base 281 to 997 and encodes 238 amino acids.
AUGAGCCGGGCCAAGGGCCGCCGCUGCCUUGGUUGCGGCCCCCGAGGUGGCCUCGCGCGCGCCCUGGUCUCCUCGCCCCUGCGCAACACUCCGUCCUCCGGCGAGCGGAGCCUGCAGCGCAACCCGCGCCUCCUGCCCAGCCGCUGCUAACCCGAGCGAGCGAGUUCUCGACCGCGGGGUCUGCUGGCCGCUCAGUGCCUCGGGGGAGGCGGAACCGUGGUCCCCGGAGCCCCGGCUCCGCCCCCCUACUCUCCAGCUGCCACCCGGGCGCCGGGUGGCAAUGGGGGCGCUGCUGGCGCUCUGCCUCCUCGUGGGCUUGUUGAGCUGGGGCCCAGCGGGCACGCAGCAGCCUGGGGAAUACUGCCACGGCUGGGUGGACGCUCAAGGCAACUAUCACGAGGGGUUCCAGUGCCCCGAGGACUUUGAUACGCAGGACGCCACCAUCUGCUGCGGCUCGUGUGCGCUGCGCUAUUGCUGCGCAGCAGCAGAUGCCAGGUUGGAGCAGGGCGGCUGCACCAACGACCGAGGAGAGCUGGAGCAUCCCGGUAUCACGGCGCAGCCUGUCUACGUCCCCUUCCUGAUCGUCGGCUCCAUCUUCAUCGCCUUCAUCAUCUUGGGCUCUUUAGUGGCUAUCUAUUGUUGCAGCUGUUUGAGACCCAAGGAGCCCGCCCAGCAACCAAUCCACUUCUCCCUCCGCAGCUAUCAGACGGAGACCUUACCCAUGAUCCUCCCCUCCAGCAGUCUCAGAGCACCCUCCAGGCAGUCCAGCACGGCCACCAGCUCCAGCUCCACAGGAGGCUCUGUCCGAAGGUUCUCCUUUGCCAGGGCUGAGCCAGGCUGCCUGGUACCCUCGUCACCCCCACCUUACACAACUGGCCACGCCAUACACCUAACCCAGCCGUCCGGUUUCCUGGUGUCGCCCCAAUAUUUUGCAUACCCUGUCCAGCAGGAGCCCCCUUUACCUGGGAAGAGCUGUCCAGAUUUCAGUUCCUGUUAACGGUGGUGCCUACAAAUAGGCCAUACAGAGAAAUGGCAGCCAGGUGGAGUGUUGCCCUCCUGGCUAAGCCACGCCCACUUCUGAGGAGAUUUGGGGCAAUCCACCGCAAGCACGGAAGAAAGGCCCAAAAAGACACAGCACUUUCUGCACAUGAGGCCCUUGGCUACAGACACAGGCAGUCUGACUUUGCAAAUGUGCCGAACAUGACAACUUUUCCACCUUUUGUUAAAAGUAUCCGGUGGUUUGAUGUUCAGUUUGCAAACUGAAGGAAAAUAUUUUUACUGGACAAUUCAGCUAUCCUUUGUAGAAAAGUGCCCUGUGUUCCUUCUCCUGCGUUUAUUGAAUUAUAGUACAGACAUAUACAUAAAUAAGGAAGAACAUACACUUAAUUGUAAUUAUAAAGGUUCACUAAAAAAUUAACUGUUAAGUAAACUUGAGGGGCCAGUGAACCACCUAUUUAUAAUUUUGGGUGCAACCUAACCGUAACUAAUAUUAGUAUGAUGAGAAUAUUUACUUCUUAAAUUAAUAACAAAUUUUGCUUAAAAUAUGAGUUUUGUUUUUCCAAAACUACAAGGUGUCAGUAACAACAUGGGAAGCCUAAAGUCUUAAUUAUAUACUCAC